UCAUUCCUACACUCUCCUUACUCUACGCAUUGCACGCCCAUCGUGUGACAGCUUUUGUUCCUAGAAACAUCUCUCACAGCCCUACGCCAUAGCAACAGUAUCUUCAGCGCCCAGCACUACACACUCCCACUCCGCCUAAGAGCAGUACCGGCUUGUCAGACCCCCGUAGCAUGAGCUCGCAAUCCUUAAAGCCCCGUCGUACCUCCACCGUCGCGCACGACCCCUUGGCAACACCGCAGGUCUACUACGGAGAGAGCCACUCGCGCAAGCAUGUCAGAGCACGUACUUACUCGGCAAAUGUAGACCGCUCUGCCCGCAAUGCCUCGCUGUCCGAGGGCGUGUCUCAGGGACGCCGUAUCAGUCAUGACGAGCAAUCCCUCCAACCCCGCCGCUUCCUUGUUCAGGUCGACGAGACCCUGAAGACGCUCCUUUCCCGAGAAGACUCGGACGGAAACUACCAGAUCACAAUCGACGACAAGGGGCCAAAGGUCUUGUCUCUCGGUACCCUGGCAUCCAAUGCCCACAACAAGUUCGAUGUGCGCGGCACAUACAUGCUCUCCAACCUGCUCCAGGAGCUCACCCUUGCCAAAGACUAUGGCCGCAAGACCAUUGUACUCGACGAAGCGCGACUGAACGAGAACCCUGUGAACCGCCUCUCUCGCCUCAUCCAGUUCUCAUUCUGGGACGGCCUUACCCGCCGCAUCGAUGGUUCCAACAUUGCAAAGGUCGGUGUCGACCCCAAGGACUGGACAGACGACCCGCGCCCACGCAUAUACAUUCCCAAAGGCGCUCCCGAACAGUACGAAUACUACACUCGAAUCGCCAGAGAGCACCCAGAUAUGCGCCUCGACGUUCAAUGGCUGAAGGAGCCUGUCGACGAUGAGCUGUACGUACGCGACCUGAACAAGGCACCGGGUCUGCUCGCUAUCGCCAUGGAGGAAUGGAUUGACCCUGAGACUGGGAAGAAGGACUUGAGGGGUCUUCCGUUUGUUGUACCUGGCGGUCGCUUCAACGAGCUCUACGGCUGGGACAGCUACAUGGAGUCGCUUGGUCUGCUUGUCAACGACCGUGUCGAUUUGGUGAAGUCGAUGGUCAUCCAUUUCUGCUUUUGCAUCAAGCACUACAACAAGAUCUUGAACGCCAACCGCACAUAUUACCUCUGCCGAUCACAACCGCCCUUCCUGACUGACAUGGCGCUGCGUGUCUAUGAACGCAUCAAGCACGAAGAUGGCGCAUUGGACUUUCUCAAAAAUGCCAUCCUCGCGGCCAUCAAGGAGUACCAUUCGGUCUGGAUGGCGGCUCCUCGAUAUGAUCCGGACACAGGUCUCUCACGCUACCGACCUACCGGUAAGGGUGUGCCACCUGAGACAGAAGCUUCGCAUUUCGAGCACGUUCUCGAACCCUACGCCCAGAAACACAACAUGAGCUUCAAGCAGUUUGUUGAGGCAUACAACUACCGCGAGGGCGUGGAUAAGGAAACCCUCGAGGAGCUGGACGAGUACUUCCUGCACGACCGCGCUGUACGAGAGUCUGGACACGACACUUCCUACCGUCUCGAGACCGUCGCCGCUGAUCUAGCAGUUGUCGAUAUCAACGCACUGCUGUACAAGUACGAGGUUGAUAUUGGUCGUGUUAUCCGCAAUCAUUUCGGCGACAAGCUCCCUAUCCCAGCCGAGUUCUGUGCUGGUGACAUGAAGCCAGGCCAGGUUGAGAACUCUGCCAGCUGGGAACGUCGUGCGAGGCUGCGACGUCAAAGGGUCGACCAGUACCUCUGGGACGAGAAGGCCGGUAUGUACUUUGAUUAUAACACUAAAAAGAAGGAACGCACCAACUACGAAUCCGCAACGACUUUCUGGCCGAUGUGGUCUGGCCUGGCAACACCACGACAAGCUCAGGCUCUUGUCGACAAAGCCCUGCCGCUGUUUGAGGUAUUCGGCGGGUUGGUAUCGGGUACUGAAAAGUCCCGUGGCGAGAUUGGUAUUGACCGCCCCAACCGACAGUGGGAUUACCCCUUUGGCUGGGCGCCGCAGCAGAUCCUUGCCUGGGUUGGAUUGCAGCGUUACGGCUUUGAUGAGGAGGCCCAGCGACUGGCUUACCGAUGGUUGUACAUGGUCUCGAAGGCUUUCGUUGAUUUCAACGGAGUCGUUGUCGAGAAGUACGAUGUCACAAGGCAGAUCGACCCCCACAGGGUCGAGGCUGAGUACGGAAACCAGGGCAGUGACUUCAAGGGCGUGCCUCGCGAAGGUUUUGGGUGGGUCAACGCCAGUUACAUCUACGGCAUGACGCUUCUCAGCGCCCACCAGCGUCGCGCACUCGGUGCUCUCACCAAGUGGGACGACUACGAAAGGGCCAUGGCCAACCUUGGACUGAACUAAGCGCUCAUACGUUCAGCAGCUUUUGGAGUGUGCUUGCUUAGCGGCGUUGGAGAUGCUUGAGAAAAGCAUGGUGCACAGUAGACAGCGUUGCCUUUACGUAGACUCUAGAAACCUAUGAUCAGCGAAUGAUAUUGAUACCGUCCUACCCAUCUUCGC
Macroventuria anomochaeta is the source of this 2531-nucleotide messenger RNA. RefSeq names its product glycoside hydrolase family 37 protein. Gene Ontology annotation, cellular component: cytoplasm. Bases 171 to 2375 code for a protein of 734 amino acids. Gene Ontology annotation, molecular function: calcium ion binding; alpha,alpha-trehalase activity. NCBI's taxonomy places the organism in Eukaryota, Fungi, Ascomycota, Dothideomycetes, Pleosporales, Didymellaceae. The record is from RefSeq and is a predicted model, not a curated record. Gene Ontology annotation, biological process: trehalose catabolic process. The transcript is spliced from 6 exons.